Molecule: messenger RNA, 825 nt
Organism: Microdochium trichocladiopsis
Lineage: Eukaryota; Fungi; Ascomycota; Sordariomycetes; Xylariales; Microdochiaceae
Exons: 4
Coding region: 1-825 (274 amino acids)
Source: RefSeq, a predicted model, not a curated record
AUGUUCCGCCAUCUCAAGAAGCGCAAACCUCCAGCGCCGCCCGAAGUCUUCGGCUACGACCGAGAUGUGCUGGUCGCGCUGGUCCGCCGUCACUACGACCUCCUUGUCGCAAUGGGGCACCUGCACCCAGCCGCCCUGCAGGCCCCCCUUGAACCCGACGGAUGGUCCGAUGCACAGCUCAACGUCGACGCGCUGAGGGCACUGGGACGGUCAGAGGUCAUCAUCGAUCUGCUGCGGCACCUCCCGUACCCGCGUGCGGGGCCUGGCCGACGCGCCGAUGCGAGUGUGCACUACGAGACAAAAGUGCUGUCGUACCUCCGGAACACGUGGAGGCCAGACGCGACGCCACAGGAGUGGUGGGACAAGCAGUCCUGGGCAAUGCUUCGCCUCGCGCCGUUCGACAAGGCGCUGCCGCCGCACAUGAUCUCGCUUACGUACGACGAGGCUGCGAUCGGCUGCAUUUGGAUCAUCGACACAGAGAUAGGGUGCGUUUACCCACACGGAGACGACUACUAUCUGUACGACGAUGCUCCGAGGGAGGCAGAAUCUCACAACCCGUGGCUUCGAGCCAAGCCAGUCUCUUUCACGACCUUCUUCAACAGUAUGCAUGAGCAGAUCACGCGGCUCAAGAUCGUCCCAUGUCCAGCUGCAGGCAGGCAUCGCGCUGCCAUGUGCAAGCCGGGGGAUACUGGAGCGAAGGUUGUGCGACAACUAUACCGAGAGUACGGCUGGCCCGAUCAGUUCAACAAAGACGGCUUUCGUCGAGCGGCAGUUCCGGCUCGACAGGCUGCUCUCAACGAAGUGCUGGACUGGUCAGAUGCUUAA